CAAUUCCCAUUCCGAUUCCGAUUCCCCCAUCCAAACAAGCCAAACUCCCUAUUCCAAACCCCCACCUCCACUCCACGCCACCCCCGCGGCGAGGCAUUCCGUCGAACACCUCCUCCUCGCCGCCACCGCCGCCUCCCUUCCCCUCCCCCCCCCCCCCCCACGCAAUCCCUAGCUUCCUCCCUCCCUAUUUAUCCCACGCCUUCUCCCCUCCUCCUGAGGCAUCCCGAUACAGCAGCGAUGGAGAUGGCGACGAGCGCGGGGGAGGGGACGAGCGGUGGUGGUGGAGGAGGAGGAGGAGCUGUGCCGGAGGCGGGGGGCCCCGAGAUCGCGUUCUUCGACGUGGAGACCUCCGUGCCGCAGCGGGCGGGGCAGGGGUACGCGCUGCUGGAGUUCGGGGCCAUCCUCGUGUGCCCGCGGCGGCUCGUCGUGGUGGGGUCCUACGCCACGCUCGUCCGCCCCGGCGACCUCGGGGUCGUCUCCGCGGCGUCCGUGCGCUGCAACGGCAUCACCCGCGACGCCGUCGCCGCCGCCCCGGCCUUCCGCGACGUCGCCGACGCCGUCUACAGCGUCCUUCACGGGCGUGUCUGGGCUGGUCACAACAUCGUAAGGUUUGACUUGGCCAGAAUAAGGGAAGCAUUCGCUGAAAUUGGACGGCCACCUCCGGAACCAAAGGGGAUGAUCGACACCUUGCCUCUGCUUACCCAGAAAUUUGGGAGGAGAGCAGGGGACAUGAAGAUGGCAAGCUUGGCAAAUUACUUUGGUCUGGGGCGACAAAGUCACAGGAGCCUUGAUGAUGUUAGGAUGAAUCUUGAAGUUCUCAAGUAUUGUGCUACAGUUCUCUUCUUGGAGGCAAGUCUUCCAGGAGUGCUGACUGUUGAGAACCUGGUGGAGCGUGCAAUUACAAGGAGCCAAGCUAAUGGAGCUGCUUCUCCUGAGGUGCCAAAACCUGUAGCACGGUCUUCACCUGAUUCCUCAAAACGGCAACGAACAAUUUCUCGAGUUGACAAUGCAAUCCAAGCUGGAGGUAACCAACAAUCAAUCGAUCCUGCAACAAACAAGGAACCCAUUGAGUUGAUAUCCAAUAUCGAGGAAAUGACAUUAGGUUCUGGCAUACAGAUCGAUGCAAGUUCUAGUGGGUUUUCUGGGUUCCUCGAGCCAGAUGACGUUUCAACUGAGUCCAUCCAAAUUUCUGUUCCUUCUUCCUACCGAUUAACUCGAAAAACAUCUAUCAAGCACAAAGGUAGCCCGAUCCAACUUUGUUGUGCUGGUCUGCGGAUCCAGUUUGGAGUCAGCACAAAGUUCCUAGACAGCGCAGGUCGCCCAAAGUUGAACAUACUGGUUGACAUCCCUGAGAAUCUCAGUAAAAUUCUAGAAUUCUGUGAUGGUAUCGCUCAGAAAUCAUCUCAGGAUUCUGGGAGCACUUCUGAAUGGAGACCAUUGAUUAAAAAAUAUGGUUAUGUGAAUUGUCCUACUGUCCGCCUACACAUCCCCACUAUUGUCAGCGGUGAAGCUGCGACCUAUGGGACCGAAAUAUACCAGAAAGAGGCUAGCGGCAACAUUCAGAAGCUAGUUUUCAGCAAGGUAGAUGUCGCGGAGCUGGACUCUUGGUUUGUUCGAGGGAACAUGGUGGACGCAUUCUUCUCUCUGGAACUAUAUGACUACGAAGAAAAUGCUGGUAUCCGGCUGGUUGCUAAGAAGCUGGUUGUACAAUCCAAAUAGCAUCGGACUAACUGCUUAUGAUCCUAGUGCUAGAAACUAACUCUUGCACUAAUUUAGUGGUGUUAGCCAGAUGUAAAUAAUUCAAAGUGUUGAUUAGAUCUGACCAGCAGCACAUGUUGAUCCUGAACUAGGAAUUUAUAUGCGCUGUAAAAUAUUAACAGUACCUCUAUGCCUUUGAUGCUCUGUAAUAAAAUCUCCAGGUGUUAUUUCCUUGUAUUUAGUAUGGAUAAUCCAUUUAUUUCGUCA
This is a messenger RNA of Oryza sativa Japonica Group (Japanese rice), 1965 nucleotides long. RefSeq names its product protein NEN1. The record is from RefSeq and is a predicted model, not a curated record. NCBI's taxonomy places the organism in Eukaryota, Viridiplantae, Streptophyta, Magnoliopsida, Poales, Poaceae. Gene Ontology annotation, molecular function: 3'-5' exonuclease activity; nucleic acid binding.